AUGAGAAACCACCAAGAACACCAACAGGAUCAAGAAGUACUCAUGGUUUCAAUGGAAUAUUCCCAGGAAAACCCUAAUCUUGAAACCACCCACAACCACCGCCACCACCAUGUCAUCGUUCCGGUAGAUUCCCAAAAAAAGUCUCAUCUUGAAACCACCCACAACCACCACCAUGUCAUGGACGUUCCAAUGGAUUCCCAGAAAAACCCUAAUCUGGAAAGCACCCGCCACCAUGGCCCACCAUCACCAUCGUCUUCUUCACAAGAUUUCAAGAGAACCCAUCAUCAGCUUAUUAUGAGUCAUGUUGUAAAGAAGACUGAUCAUGUAGAUCAAGGGUGCAUGGUCAGCAAGAAUGCUCCUCAAGGGAUCACAAAACCUUAUGUUUCUUGUUCUUCGUUGGCGGCCGGAGGAGACAUGACUACACCUGCACCACCACCACCACAACCACAAGAGAGGUUGGCCGUGGUGGAGGAGAGUGGAAGAGAGAAGCUAAAGAGGCACCGGGUUGAGAUGGCGGGUCGGGUUUGGAUCCCAGACAUAUGGGGACACGAAGAUCUGCUCAAAGACUGGAUAGAUUGCACUGUGUUUGAUUCUUCUUUGGGGAACAACAACAUAAUGUUGGCACGAGCAGCUUUGGUUAAGGAGAGAAGAUCAACCUUAAGAAUAGAUAACCGAUGCUGA
Messenger RNA from Lactuca saligna, 681 nucleotides. NCBI's taxonomy places the organism in Eukaryota, Viridiplantae, Streptophyta, Magnoliopsida, Asterales, Asteraceae. The record is from the annotation of a GenBank genome assembly.